Messenger RNA from Ochotona princeps (American pika), 2305 nucleotides. RefSeq names its product salt inducible kinase 1 (gene SIK1). Gene Ontology annotation, biological process: microtubule cytoskeleton organization; intracellular signal transduction; protein phosphorylation. The record is from RefSeq and is a predicted model, not a curated record. Gene Ontology annotation, molecular function: tau-protein kinase activity; ATP binding; protein serine/threonine kinase activity. The coding region runs from base 77 to 2305 and encodes 742 amino acids. The transcript has 14 exons. NCBI's taxonomy places the organism in Eukaryota, Metazoa, Chordata, Mammalia, Lagomorpha, Ochotonidae. Gene Ontology annotation, cellular component: cytoplasm.
GCCACCUCAGCGGCGGCCCGGGCGGCGGGCAGGGGCGGCGGGGACGGUCGGGCGGCCCGAGGUGCGGCGCGGAGCCAUGGUGAUCCUGUCCGAGCUGAGCGCGGCCCCCGCGGGCCCGCAGAAGCCCCUCCGCGUGGGCUUCUACGACGUGGAGCGGACCCUGGGCAAAGGCAACUUCGCCGUGGUGAAGCUGGCGCGGCACCGGGUCACCAAGACGCAGGUCGCCAUAAAGAUCAUUGAUAAGACCCGGUUGGAUUCUAGCAACUUGGAGAAAAUCUACCGUGAGGUUCAGCUCAUGAAACUCCUGAGCCACCCACACAUCAUCAAGCUGUACCAGGUCAUGGAGACGAAGGACAUGCUCUACAUCGUCACCGAAUUUGCCAAGAAUGGGGAAAUGUUCGACUACCUGAGCGCUCACGGACACCUGAGCGAGGAGGAAGCUCGGAGGAAGUUCUGCCAGAUCCUGUCUGCUGUGGAGUACUGCCACAGCCGCCGCAUCGUCCACCGGGACCUCAAGACCGAGAACCUGCUGCUGGACGCCGACAUGGAUGUCAAGCUGGCAGAUUUUGGGUUUGGAAACUUCUACAACCCUGGGGAGCCCUUGUCCACGUGGUGUGGGAGCCCCCCGUACGCGGCCCCGGAGGUCUUCGAGGGGAAGGAGUACGAAGGGCCUCAGCUGGACAUCUGGAGCCUCGGUGUCGUGCUGUACGUCCUGGUCUGUGGCUCGCUGCCCUUCGAUGGGCCCACCCUGCCAAGCCUCAGGCAGCGGGUGCUGGAGGGCCGCUUCCGCAUCCCCUUCUUCAUGUCUCAAGACUGUGAAUCGCUGCUGCGCCGCAUGCUGGUGGUGGACCCGACUAAGCGCAUCACCAUCGCCCAGAUCUGGCAGCACCGCUGGGUGCAAGCCGACCCUGCCCUGCUCCGGGAGGCCCAUGCCGCCCGCACCCUGCACAGCUACGACUCCAGCCUGGGAGACUACGACGAGCAGGUCCUGGGCGUCAUGCGGAACCUGGGCAUCGACCGGCAGAGGACCUUGGAGUCCCUGCAGAACCGUAGCUACAACCACUUCGCUGCCAUCUACUACCUCCUCCGUGAGCGGCUCCAGGGCCUCGGCUGCCCCACAGCCCGCCCCGGGCCCUGCAGGCCCCAUGGACCCAGCAGCCCCGACCUCCACGGCUUCGAGGCCCCGCCGGAAGGCCUUGCUGCCGGCCCGUUCCCGUCCUCCCUGCUGUGCCCGCAGCCCUUGGCACAGUCUGUUCUACAGACGGAGGUGGACUAUGACCUCCACAAGACUCUGCAGCCACUGCUCUUCCCGGGAGAUGCCAGCUGCCACAGCAUGCUCCAGCCCCACCCCGUGUCUCCUGUACCUCUACUGGACUGCACUGUGGGUGAGGAGGCCAGGCAGGCACCUAGCCCGGAGGAGGAACUCGAGGUCCCGCAGGCUCCGGCUGGCAGCACUGGCCGGAGACAUACACUGGCCGAGGUGUCCGCUCACUUCUCCCCGCUUUCUCCCCCAGGCAUAGUGGUUCCGGCAGCAGCAGCAGCGGCCAGCCCCUCUGAAGGCACCAGCUCUGACAGCUGCCUGAGCGCCCUGAGCCCCGGCCCCGUGAUAUUGGGCAACGGCCUGGCCCCCCAGGGACUGCUGACCACCUACUGCCCUGUCAGACUGAAUGCGCCUUUGCUGGGGGCUCAGUCAGCCACCCCGGUGCUGCAGGCCCAGGGGGCAUUGGGUGGAGCCGUGCUGUUCCCACUCAGCUUCCAGGAGGGCCGCCGGGCGUCCGACACAUCCCUGACCCAAGGGCUGAAGGCCUUUCGGCAGCAGCUGCGGAGGAGUGCCAGGACCAAGGGCUUCCUGGGGCUAAACAAGAUCAAGGGGCUGGCACGCCAGGUGUGCCAGGCAUCCACCGGACGCACCCCCACCCAGAAUCCUGGCCUGCAGGGCGGGCCCCCUGGCGGCCGGGAGGGCAGGGGCAUGCUGGAGGAUGUGCUGCUGCAGCAGAGGCUGCUCCAGUUACAACACCGCCCGGCCACCCCACCCAGCUGCCUGCAGGUCCCACAGCUGGCCACGGCCCCCUGCCUGCUUCCCCCCACCGACAGCCUCCUGGUGCCUGGGAUCCCGCUGCUGCCCGCCCUGUCCCCCGUGGCGUCGGCCGCACGGCUCCUGGACACGCAGCUGCACAUCGGCCCCAGCCCAGCAGUCCUCGCCAGGCUGGCCCCCACCUGUGAGCCCGUGGAGCUGCCGCGCGGGGCCUGCGAGAUGCGGGACCUGCCCUCCAGCCAGCUGGCCACGUUUGUGCUGGUGCAGUGA